Molecule: messenger RNA, 888 nt
Organism: Aspergillus pseudotamarii
Lineage: Eukaryota; Fungi; Ascomycota; Eurotiomycetes; Eurotiales; Aspergillaceae
Exons: 3
Coding region: 1-888 (295 amino acids)
Source: RefSeq, a predicted model, not a curated record
AUGGACACGAUCCAGCACUCCCGCCAUAUUUCCCCACUGAGCUCACCCUCUCAGUCGACCGUUGUCAGAGAAAGGCAAAAAGGAGAGUAUCAUCUUGAAUUUCAUCCCGAUGAACUAGCUCGUCUUGCAGCACAGCAUGAAGUAUUCCUCGAACACAUGGGCGUCUUAUGUGUUGCGCCGAUCAACCUCCACCGACCCAGGCUACGCAUUCUAGACAGCGGAACUGCAGAUGGUAGAUGGCUACAUGAUCUGCGGGAGUCUUUACCGUCCUAUAGUCAUGAAUAUGUCGGAACUGACUCCGUGAAGAAGAUGUUCCCGAGAGAUUCCCCAAACGAAAUCUCCUUCCACCUACAGCGCGCGGACGAUGCUUGGCCACCAAGUUGGCAGGAAAGCUUCGAUUACGUGCAUCAGCGCCUAGUCAUUCCGGGGUGUGACUACUCCCCCGCAGCAACAACAAUACGACGACUUUGUGGUCUUGUAAAGCCAGGAGGAUGGAUAGAGCUUAUCGAGCAGGACCAUAACGCCCCAAACCCAGGGGGGCUGGCCAAGUCCGAAGAGCUCCUUCGACAAAUCUUUACGUUAUCUGGCACCGGCUACGACUACCCAAAAGGCCUUAAGAGCUGGCUUGAGGAAGCCGGAAUGUGCGACAUUGAAGAACAGAUUAUCGACGUGCCGGUGGGUGCGAGCAAUUUAAACUUAAAGAGUGCCCAGAAAAGUAUUUGGCAAAUUUCAUCUGCGCUUGAAGGGUUCCUACCUAUGGCUCGAGCCCUUCCACUUACCAUAGCCCGUGAGGAACUCGACGAUCUUCCAAAACACACUGCUAGGGAAUUGGCCCGCAUUGGUGGCCACCAACGACUUUACGUCGUGUAUGGCAGGCGGCCGGUAUGA